Messenger RNA from Solanum pennellii, 654 nucleotides. RefSeq lists its product as uncharacterized. The transcript is spliced from 3 exons. The record is from RefSeq and is a predicted model, not a curated record. The coding region runs from base 1 to 654 and encodes 217 amino acids. Lineage: Eukaryota; Viridiplantae; Streptophyta; Magnoliopsida; Solanales; Solanaceae.
AUGCAGAAAGAGUUGGGCACUCGAGUGGAUCUUAGUACAGCCUUUCACCUUCAGACUGAUGGUCAGUCUGAGCGGACUAUUCAGGUUCUUGAGGACAUGUUGUGGGCGUGUGUGAUUGACUUUGGUGGUCACUGGGAUCAGAGAUGUCGAUCUCCAAUUGGCUGGUUUGAUGCAUUUGAGGUUAGACCAUGGGGUACAGAUUUGUUGAGGGAGUCCUUGGACAAAUUCAAGUUGAUCCAAGAUAGAAUUCUCAUGGCUCAGAGUAGGAAAAAGAGUUAUGCAGAUCGAAAGAUUCGUGAUUUAGAGUUUAUGGUUGGAGAGAGGGUUUUAUUGAAGUUUUCACCCAUGAAGGGUGUGAUGAGGUUUGGAAAGAAGGGCAAGUUGAGCCUAAGGUAUAUUGGUCCUUUCGAGAUUGUUGAGCGUAUUGAUGAGGGGCGUAUCAGUUGGCUUUGCCACCUGUGUUACUUUGAUCAGAAUUUGACUUUUGAGGAAGAGCCGAUCAUCAUUUUGGAUAGGCAAAUUCGGAAGCUAAGGUCCAAGGAGAUUGCUUCAGUAAAGGUUCAGUGGAAGCAUCGUCCAGUGAAGGAGGCUACAUGGGAGACAGAGUCAGACAUGAGGAGUAAAUAUCCUCAUCUUUUUGAGCGUUCAGGUUAG